Molecule: messenger RNA, 2120 nt
Organism: Gambusia affinis (western mosquitofish)
Lineage: Eukaryota; Metazoa; Chordata; Actinopteri; Cyprinodontiformes; Poeciliidae
Product: cytochrome P450 2J4-like
Exons: 9
Coding region: 27-1523 (498 amino acids)
Biological process (GO): xenobiotic metabolic process
Cellular component (GO): cytoplasm; intracellular membrane-bounded organelle
Molecular function (GO): heme binding; iron ion binding; oxidoreductase activity, acting on paired donors, with incorporation or reduction of molecular oxygen, reduced flavin or flavoprotein as one donor, and incorporation of one atom of oxygen
Source: RefSeq, a predicted model, not a curated record
GCUCCACUUCAGUGUUCAUAGAAGACAUGGAGACGAUCCUGAGUGUCCUGGGCUUGGAGUGGAUAGACUUCAGAAGUUUUCUGAUAUUUUUCUGUGUUUUUUUGCUGCUGACAGAUGUUUUGAAGAACAGAGUGCCUCGUAACUUUCCACCAGGGCCGUGGUCUUUUCCUUUUAUUGGAGACCUUCCUCGCAUCAAGGCGUCCAAAAUUCACCUGCAGUUUAAAGAGUUUGCAGGGAAAUACGGGAAAGUUUUCAGUCUUCGUUUGUUUGGUGGAAGGAUUGUCGUCAUUAAUGGCUACAAGCUGGUGAGAGAAACUCUUAUUGAACAAGGAGAAAACUUCAUCGAUCGUCCCAACAUCCCGUUGUUUGAAGACAUAGUUGGGAAUAAAGGUCUUAUAAUUUCCAGCGGUAAUCUGUGGAAGCAGCAGAGGAGAUUUGCUCUUCACACACUGAGAAACUUUGGUCUGGGAAAGAAAACCCUGGAGCGAUCCAUCCAGCAGGAGUGUCGGUAUCUCACUGAGGCUUUUGCUGAUCUACAAGGUCAGCCAUUUAAUGCCCAAAAACUGAUCAACAACGCCGUCGCCAACAUCAUCUGCUGCUUGGUCUUUGGGAGUCGAUUUGAGUACAACGACAAGCAGUUCAAGAUCAUCCUUCAACACUUUGACGAUUCACUCUACUUACAAGGAACUGUGUGGGCACAGCUUUACAAUAUAUUGCCCUGGCUGAUGAAAUGGCUGCCUGGACCUCAUCAGAGGAUUUUCACCAUAUCACAUGAAAUAUUAGAUUUUAUUAAAGUAAGGAUUAAGGAACACAGAGAGAACCUGGACCCUUCGUCACCCAGAGACUACAUCGACUCCUUCCUCAUAGAGAUGGGAGAGAAAGAAGACAAGGAUUCUGGUUUUGAUAUCGACAAUUUGUGUUUUUGCACUCUGGACCUGUUUGGUGCUGGAACCGAAACCACCACCACCACUUUACACUGGGGGCUGCUGUUCAUGAUCUUGAACCCACAAAUACAAGAGCAGGUCCAGGCUGAGAUAGACGCUGUGAUUGGUCCGUCCAGGCAGCCGUCUAUGACUGACAGAGACAACAUGCCUUACACCAACGCUGUCAUCCACGAGAUACAGAGGAUGGGGAACAUCAUACCUUUAAAUGUGGCCCGCACAGCUAACCAGGACACCACAGUGGAUAAAUACACCAUCCCAAAGGGCACCAUGAUUCUUGCUACACUGGACUCAGUUUUACAUGAUGAGUCCAUGUGGGAAACUCCGUACACCUUCAAUCCUCAGCACUUUCUGGAAAAGGACGGCAAAUUCAGGAAGAGAGAAGCAUUUCUUCCCUUCUCUGCAGGUAAACGUGUGUGUCUCGGGGAGCAGCUGGCCAGGAUGGAGUUGUUCCUCUUCUUCACCUCCCUCCUCCAGAGGUUCACAUUUUCAUCUCCUCCAGGAGAGAAGCCCAGUCUGGAGUUCAAACUGGGACUCACUCGUUGUCCCAAACCUUACCGCCUCUGUGCUGCACCACGUUAACCUGCUGCCUGAUGACAGCAGCUAUAAAAUUACUAUAAAAUGAAUCAUAAUGCCAGCCAACAUGAAAAUUCACUUAUACUGUGCAAAAAGAUUAAAAUGUUUAGAAAAUGGCUGUUUUAGGAAAAUAAUGUGAUUUUAUUGGAUCAGACUCAUUAAAUAAUAAUUUCAUUUAAACUGCAUUUGCCCAAAUAUUAAUGCACUCAUGAAAAUACUUUCAGGUAAUGAAACUACCUAAGAUAUUUCUUACAUCUGUUUUCUGUUUAGCAACAGAUUUUUUUUUAGAUUUUGCAAUUUUUAUCUUUUGUCUCAAAGUCCAUCUCUUUUAAGGGUUAGGCCACAGAAAAGGAGGCGGUCCUUGCCUUUUAUCUUUACACCCUUUACAUGCAGUGCACGACUGGUAAGGGGGAUUAUUACAAAUCUCAUAAGAAUCGUUCAAAUGGUGAUGCAAGCUUGAUAUUUGGCACAUGUAACGUCUACUCUUUGCAAAAAUGCUGCUGACGUGCAAGAUGUGUAUUAAUUAAAUUAUUUAUCAUUAGUAGACAUUUUUAAGAGAAAACUGUUUCUUGCUAACCAGAUUAAAGAGAAGCACUAUUUUAA